AUGACCGUAGAAGUGGUGGCUCGGCUUUCUAAUUUGCCGACCACAAUGACGGAGGCGCACAUCCGUGAGUUGAUUGAACCAUUUGCGAAGAUCCGCAAAGUGCACAUGCCCACACCAGUGCUGUGGCUUACGUGUCCAAGUGGACGAGCGGAGGUGACGGGCGAUACGGUAGAAGACACAAAGUUGGUGUAUGUUCACAUCCACGGAACUGUUAUUGAUGGCAAUCGCAUUAACGUCUCGUUUGCCAAAUUGGAUGAUGCCCCACCACCACCCGUAGAUGUGCAGAGAUUACAGGCAGAUCGCCGUGAGCGAACACACAGAUCACGUAGUUUGAGUGAUGAGCGACAACAACAACAACAACAACAACAACGACGAGGAGGAGGAGGAGGAGAUAAUUAUCGCAACUAUCAUCAUUCCCCAUCACAUCCCCAACGAUCUCAACAGGAACAAGAAUACAAACAACCAUCACAACAAACCCAAUCUCAAACAACUCAACCGUUACCACCACAAAGAAGACGAAGGCGGGAAGUAAGUCAAGAUUACCGCGGUAGAAAGUAUGAAAGACGUCGUACUUCACGUCGAUCCACUUCUCCACGGCGGCGUCGGCAUUACUCUGCCUCAAGUUCACGGCGUAGUAGUAGCAGGAGUAGUAGCAGGAGCUCAAGUAGAAGCAGAGGGGCACCAAGACGACGCUCACAUUCACCUUCUUCACAUUUCAGCUCAAGUAAGUACAGUCGAUCACGUUCACCAAGUUGGAGAUAA
Messenger RNA from Trypanosoma theileri, 762 nucleotides. RefSeq lists its product as uncharacterized. Gene Ontology annotation, molecular function: RNA binding. NCBI's taxonomy places the organism in Eukaryota, Euglenozoa, Kinetoplastea, Trypanosomatida, Trypanosomatidae. The transcript has a single exon. Bases 1 to 762 code for a protein of 253 amino acids. The record is from RefSeq and is a predicted model, not a curated record.